UGUGAAACGUGCCGUACAUUCUGUCAAAACAUAACCUAUUUUUCCGUUCUUUUUUAAAAUUGUGCACAAAUUUGUUGGUGGAAUCUACUGGUAGUAACUGUUUCUCUUGCAGGAGUAGUUAAAGAAAAACAGUUACAAAAAAAUGGCAGCAGGUAAUACUGAGGAAGAAUUAAUGCUAAUUACAACAGCUGUCGACAUAAUUUUCGACGACGAAGAGGAACAGGAAGCGGAAGAACUCUUGUUAUUAGCUGCUGGAAAGAAAAGGGCUCCAAUCCCAAAGACGGAAAAUUAUUUUGAGUUAAUUAUCCCGAGAUUUGAACCGUCAGAUUUUCGUUCUCAUUUUCGAAUGAGUAAAACUACAUUCACAUUUCUAAGUGAGAUACUUGGUGAGGAUAUAAAAUCAGUUUCUCCUUACUCAAAAAUUCCUGUAACAAAAAAGUUACUAAUAACUAUUUGGACAUUUGGAAAUCAAGAAGUAUUUCGAUCUGUUGCUGAUAGGUUUGGCGUUGCACAAUCCACGGCGUGGGAGUGCGUUAUGGAGGUUUCAAAUGUAUUUAGUGUACGUGCACGAGAAUUUAUUGUGUGGCCUACGGGACAGGCGAUUACAAUCAAUCAGAGGGAGUUUCUGGAAAUAGCUCACUUUCCAGGGGUUAUUGGUGUCGUUGACGGUUGUAAUAUCGAAAUUAGUGCUCCGCAUGAACAUUCGGAUAGCUACAUGAACAGAAAAGGAUACUAUUCCAUUAAUAUGCAAGGUAUAUGCGACGCCAGAAUGCGCUUUAUUGACGUCUAUGCAGCUUGUCCUGGAAGUGUUAAUGAUGCUCGAGUAUGGUCAUUAAGUACAAUUAAUGAAGAGAGUAUCAGAGAUUAUGAGCACUAUUUCCCGGACCAAACUCAUAUUCUUGGGGACAAAAUUUAUACUUUGCAAUUUAAUUUAUUGCCACCAUACAAGAAUUAUGGUAAUUUAACACCAACGGAGAGCAACUUCAAUCGAGUUCAUGCCCUAACGCGGCAGAUAAUAGAAAGAGUCUUUGCCUUACUAAAAGCUCGCUUUCGGCGCUUGAAGUACUUGUAUUUGCAGAAUGUGGAAUAUGCAUCCUUAAUCAUUCUUACUUGUUGCUGUCUCCACAACAUAUGUAUUUCAUUACAUGAUGAAUUUGAUGAAGAAUUAAACAUUCAAAAUGAUGAUGGUGAUGACGCUGCAAAUGAUAAUCAUGCUGAAGUAAAUGAUGCCAGAAACCCUCAAAUAGAAAAUCAAAACUUUCAAUUUCCUGCAAUUAUGAAGCGCAAUAUUAUUGCUGAACAAUUGUAUGCAAAUCGUCAAAUGCAAUAAUCACGAUUAUCUUUUGUAAACAUUCUGUAAUUUUUCCACGAUUAUUAUAUUUCAUGUGUCGAGCUAGUGUUGCUGGAAAGUAACAUUUAAAAUGAAUGUAACUACUAAUUGCCA
This is a messenger RNA of Leptopilina heterotoma, 1444 nucleotides long. RefSeq names its product putative nuclease HARBI1. The record is from RefSeq and is a predicted model, not a curated record. NCBI's taxonomy places the organism in Eukaryota, Metazoa, Arthropoda, Insecta, Hymenoptera, Figitidae. Bases 143 to 1330 code for a protein of 395 amino acids. The transcript has 4 exons.